CCGAAUCGCGGCAUUCGUCAUCGAGCGAGCUAUUGUAUCGAAACAAUUUUCGUGACAUUUCGAGUAGCCGGACCGCCGCACUCGAUACGAAGCGAAUCUAAAUUAGCUCACUGUAACAGCCCUGGCCUCUCUACAAAUGGCAUUUACGAAGUGUCAAAUUGUGAAAUCAAAACAAAAGAAAUCAAAACAAAAAAAGUUGUUGAAGCCGUGCUAUAUUUUUUUUAUAAAGGUGAAAUACUAUUGUUUUUCUCAAAAGUGAUGCAUCCAAUAAUUUUUUUAUAUUCGUCUUCGGAAUCUGAGGAAGAAAACGUGCAGCAAGUCAUAAGGAACCGAAUGCGAGACAAAAACAAUCCCUUGGCAUUGCCGGAGGCAGCCUUCAGGAAACGGUUCAGACUCUCUAAAAGUGAAUUUAACUACUUAUUGGCUGAACUCAAAUUUGAAGGGCAUUUGUCAACCGCAGUGGCACCAAUGAUUCAACUGGGAGCGACUUUGUCCCUUUUGGCCAGUGUUGGCUACCAGCACUUGGUGGGAAAUGACUUUUUGAUAGGAAUAUGUCAAAGCACUAUUUGCAAAAUAAUAAAAAAUGUAAUCAGCGAAAUGGAAACAAAGUUGUGCCCCCAAUUUAUUAAAUUCGUGCCCGACAUCUUUCGGAAUGCACGAAAUCGUUUGUUGAAAAAUACAAAAUUCCUGGAGUUAUUGGAUGUAUUGAUGGCACGCUCUGUGGGCUGCAAAAACCAACAGUAAAUGAGCACAUGUUCUUCAACAGGAAAGGAUUUAUUAUUAUUUGUAUGUAUAUUUAUUUAUUUUUUUUUAAGGCUUCUAAUUGUAUUCGGUUAAUUUGCAGUUCUAUUGCUUUGACUUCCAUACAAGCUUUGUGAGCGUCCUCUUUCAUUUCCAUCGACCUCUCCUUCAAAGCUAUAAGCUUGUUUGGUUUUGCGCCUAUACUCUGCUGGUAGCUUUCAAACGCGAUCAUGUUUUCUUUAAUGAGGGCCAGCUUUUCAUCGGCAGCAUCCUGUUUGCUCCUCUUCGUAGCGAUGCGACUAGUAGAGGGCUUCGGUGGAACGUCGUCUUCGCCACUGUAUAAAAGCUCUGCCAUAAGCUUUUCGAGAGACUCUUUUUCAGGGGUGGAGUUGCCAAAAGUUCUUACUUCUCCUAGGCCUUCUACCGCAACGUCCAUGCCGGUAGCCUGAAGCAGUUGCUCCUCUGCUGUUGUUAGGUACUUUUCUUCGUAAGGACCACCACCAGUUCGCUGCUUCCACGCUUUGUUGAAAGACAACUUCUUUUUGACGUUGUGCUUUUGAUCAGCAAAUACCUAAGUGUAUAUGUACACUCAGUCCUUUUUUUAC
Messenger RNA from Bactrocera neohumeralis, 1346 nucleotides. RefSeq lists its product as uncharacterized. The transcript has 3 exons. Bases 259 to 744 code for a protein of 161 amino acids. The record is from RefSeq and is a predicted model, not a curated record. Lineage: Eukaryota; Metazoa; Arthropoda; Insecta; Diptera; Tephritidae.